CUCUCUCCCGCCCCGAUGGUAGCAGCCAAUCCCUGAGGGGAUUGUGUCCUGUCUCUCUUCUAUUGGCCUCCUCAGCCUAGGGGUAUUCAGCCAAUCACAGCGCUGGAUUGCACACGUGAUGCGGAUCUUCCUCCCCGCUUGCGGCUGUAGCCGUCGUGCUCCAGGGUCCGGUGCCGAGAGAUGGUGCUGCGCCGCCUGCUCUUCACGCUGCUCAACAACCCGCGGCUCAUCGAGAAGCUGUCAGAGUCGCGGCCGAUCCGCGUGGCGGCCCAGGUCACUGCCUCGGCCCUGACCCGGGCCCAGCUCGGGGGUCGGGCGGCGGCGCGGCGCCUCCUGCGGGAGGGGGGCCUGGCCCGCCUGCGGGAGACCUUCCUGCGUGAACUAAAGGAUGGGGCUCGGGCCCGAGCCCGGGCCCAGGACUGGCCCCGACCUUCUGGGAACAGGCGGGACGGGAGCGGACGCGGAAGCCAGUGAGAGGGUGGGGAGACGGCGAUUCAAGCCCCCGGACCUUCCAGCGAUGGACGGCGGAUUUGCGCUUCCCCAGCCCCACCAAGGAUCUGCGGCCAGGAGAGCUACGAGGAGGCAGCGCCGAGCCAGGGCCCGUUCGCCCCACCCGGAGCGUAGCUGCUCUCGCCAGCGCAGGAGUAGCCGGCAGCGUUGAGCCCACCCAACUCAGUGCGCUGGGUCACACGCGGUAACCAGGAUCUGCGUCCUUCGCUGCCCGUGAGAUUCGCGCUGUCUUCACAAACAGUUCUGCUCAGCGUGCUGUGUUUAAAAUAAACACGUCUGCAUAGUUAUAUUUCCUUCAUUUCCCCACAAAAUACAGUGCAGGCAUCACAUGCCCUAUGGCAGUCCUUUGCUGCUUGACCAACGAAUUAACACCGAAUCAGAUGGAAAGAGGUCAACGGUAUUUGCUACUGGGAACCUCUGAAUUUUAAAAAUAUGGUGGUGAUUCGUUUGGUCUUUGUUUUUAUAAAGUGGAAUGGUGUAAAUAAAAUACCAUGGAUCCCAA
Chelonoidis abingdonii (Abingdon island giant tortoise) is the source of this 1012-nucleotide messenger RNA. Lineage: Eukaryota; Metazoa; Chordata; Testudines; Testudinidae. The record is from RefSeq and is a predicted model, not a curated record.